AUGAAGAUGCAGACAAAGAAAUCGAGCGCAGCUCAAAAAGCGUGGAACAUCCUCCGUCUAGCCUUGCUAUGGGCAAGAAAAGGAGGAGUUUUCGAAAUCAGGAGACUCAUGAUGGACCUUCGUCUCUUCCCCAAAUUCCUCAAAACCCUAGCUCACUCCGCCACCUCUCGCCGCCGCAGCGCCACCGCCAUUCAUUACGGCGAACGCCAGCUUUCCUUCGAUAACACCCCCAUUAUCCACGUCAAGAUGCACCGCCCUUCCUCGAUGCGUUUCAAGAUGCCUCGCAUCCCUUGCAUAAAUCAUCCGCAAGUCGAUUUUGAUUACGAUUUCGAGUCCAAUGGUGACAAUGACUAUGUCGUGAAUUGUGAUUGUAUUGAUGAUGAUGAUGGAGCAAGGAAGAGUUUCUUAAAAAGUGGAGAUGAAAUUGAUCGCAAGGUUUGCGAAGAGAUGAUUGUUGCUUGUGAUGAUGAAGGAAUUGAUAUCAAAGCAGAGCAGUUCAUAGCUAAAUUCUAUGAGCAAAUGAAGAUGCAGAGACAGGUUUCAUAUUUACAGUACAAUGAGAUGAUUAACAGAGGCACAAGUUGA
Molecule: messenger RNA, 585 nt
Organism: Camellia sinensis
Lineage: Eukaryota; Viridiplantae; Streptophyta; Magnoliopsida; Ericales; Theaceae
Source: RefSeq, a predicted model, not a curated record